AUGCCACCUCUUCCGAAAGUUUUAGUAACCAAAGUAAGAAAGCAUCGACGUCAUUCAAUUACACAUCAUUCUAAGAAAGGAAGAGUUUCAAAUGUAGUUCGAGUUACACGAAUCAAAUCACGUUUGAAUGGAUCAUGUAGAACAAAUCGACAAAGUGUUCCAAGUGUGAGCAAAAUUAACAUGUCAAUAGCUGAUGUGAAUAUAAAACAAGGAGUCAAGAAUGAUGUUAAUCAACCUCAAAUUUUACAUUCAACUAUGACUAACUCCGCAGUCCCAUUAAUAUCUCCAUUGGAUAUAGUAGCUCGUCAAUCAAUCCUACCAAAUAGAUUUUCAUCAAAGGUAGUACCAUCGAACAAUUAUGAUCUAUUACGAUCAACAAUCAGUUCCAAUCUUAGUUCUGUUUCAACAACAAAACAAUCACGAUUUAGUUUAGGUGAUCGACGACAACUAUUUACCAUUGAACGAACACAAAUAGAAAAUAAAAAAAAGCGUAAAUUUUGUCCGUCAUGUUCGCCUCGUACUCUGAUAGCACUGGCCAUCGUUAUAUCAUUAAUUCUUAUCACCAUUGCAGUAAUACCGGCUACAGUAAUUACACUCACAAAAGCGAUGACUACGACAAUAGCCACGACUUCAUCAAAUAAUAUGACAACUACAACAGCCACUACAUCGACGAGUUCAACAAGUUCCAGUAGUAGUUCAACUACAACAAGCAGUACAACAGCUAUCACCGUUACGUCCAAUAUUUGUACAGCAGCGUUGGCUAAUAUUGCAAUAGUAGCUAAUUGUUAUCCUUGUCCUGCUUAUAGUUAUCAUCAAUAUAUUUAUAAUUAUACAGCGGUUGCGAACGCAACUCGUAUUGUAUUUGCUUUUCGGAGACAAACUGCCUAUUUUACUCUGGAUGAUGUUUCUGUACGAGAUUAUGCAGCACCAAGUAUUGAACUGCUUAGUAAUCCAGGUUUUGAAACAGGUAAUUUGUCAUCUUGGAUAUAUUGUAAUCAAAAUAAUGAAACAAUUACUGAUGGUGUCCAAUCCAAUUACACCUCUGGAAGUUUUACUUAUUAUCCUAGGUCAGGUAUCUAUUACUAUUUGGGUGGAAGCCUUACAGCUGCUGAUUAUAUUAGUCAAUCAUUUUCAACUCAGAUUGGUCAUCUAUACAAAAUUGCGAUGUGGGCUCAGUAUCUUGGUACUGGAAAUUUAACCAGUGCUGACUUUUUCCUUGGCUCAACUGCUAAUCCUGGUCUUCGAACACAACUAGGAGUGGUUUAUGGUCGACAAACUCAAUAUUCAACUGAAUAUUUAGGAAUACAAUAUGCAAAAGUUAUUCGAUGGAAACUACCGAUUGAUCUUGGAAUGGAAAUGUUUCCAAAUGGUUCAUUUCAAGCAACAUCAUUUGGUCCAUGCUGUCCACAACCAAAAACAAGUGCAUACAUUCCAAAACAAGAUGAACAAUGUCUCUAUUUAAAUAUUUUUAAACCAAUAAUGCCAGCAAAUCAUUCAUUAUUACCCGUACUUGUUUGGAUUCAUGGUGGUGCACAUAAUCAUGGAUGUUCAUCACAAAGUAUUCCAUUGAUAUAUAAUGGUACAAAUAUGAUUGCUCAUUCACCACAAGAUCAACCAGUUAUUAUUAUUACAAUCAAUUAUCGAUUAGGAGUAUUAGCAGAUAUGUAUUUAAAAGAAUUAAUUGAAGAAGAUUCAGAAUGGCCAACAGCAGGUAAUUAUAUGUAUCUAGAUAUGUUAUCUGCAUUACGUUGGAUAAAGAAAAAUAUUGUGGAUUAUGGUGGUAAUGCAAGUCAUGUUUCAUUAUUUGGUCAAAGUGCUGGAGCACUUUCAGUUAUUGAUCUUGGUGCAGUAAAAGAUUUCGUCAAUCUUUAUCAAACGGCUAUAAGUCAAUCAGGUUUAGGUUCUCCUGGAACUUAUUCAUCUUAUUACAAUAUGAAUAAUGCUCUUAGUUAUUCGAACUCUAUUGUUCAACGAUUACAUUGUGCUAAUGAAGAUAAACAAAAAACUCUUUCAUGUUUACGUAAUACUUCAUUUAAAGAUCUAUUGAAAGCCUAUGAUAAUCGAUAUACAAAACCAAUAAUUGACAAUUAUUUUUUUCCAUUAUAUCCUCCAUUAGCAAUUCAAAAUGGUACAUAUAAUAAUGUCAGUCUUAUUAUGGGUAAUAAUGAUUAUGAACAACCAAUUUGUCAUCAACAUCCUUUUAUGAAUUUUAAAGAAGCUAUUGCAUUAUUAUCUCAAUCUAUAGAACAAAAAUGGAUACAAAUAAUUGUAGAUUAUUAUCAUUUAAAUAAUUGUUCAUCAGAACGAAGUGCUAAUAUAACUCGUUGUUGUAAUAUUGUUCGUUUAAUAUUAAUGGAUAAAAUUUAUGAUUGUGAUAUUCGUCGAAUAUUCAAUGCUUUUUAUCGAACAUAUGAUCGACAAGAUGAAAAAAAGAAAUUAUUUUCUUAUCAUUUAAAUUGUUAUCCACGAUGUCCUUUAGUUACAGACGAAGGUAUUUGUAGACAUUCAUCAGAACUUCCAUUUAUAUUCGGAACGGUCAGUGAUGCUGAUUCACAUAGAGAAAUUCAUUGUAAAUGGAACAAUCAAUCAAGAAUAUUUUCUAACGGAAUUAUUUCACAUUGGAUCAAUAUAGCUACAACCGGAUUACCAUUAAAUCAAUGGCCGAUAUAUGAUCCAUCUAUGCCACAAUAUUUUUAUUUCACACCUGAUCAUAACUUCUCAUCUGUAACAUGGAAUAGAAAUUGCUCGUUUUUUGAUGAAAUGGAAACAAAAGGUGUUUUAGAAACUUUUGGAAAUCAUACUUAA
This is a messenger RNA of Adineta steineri, 2805 nucleotides long. The record is from the annotation of a GenBank genome assembly. NCBI's taxonomy places the organism in Eukaryota, Metazoa, Rotifera, Eurotatoria, Adinetida, Adinetidae.